AUGUACGCGGCGACGCACAAAGUCUCCGAUCUUCAGGUGAGCACGGCUACGUGCACGUUGCCGCGGACCUUCGUGCAAAGGCUGGAUGAGGCGUGCGCGCAUGGCGGGGCCGACGACACGUCGAACUCCAGCGAGGACGAGGAAGACGGCGGGAAGGCAGAACGGGUAAGUAAACGCGGGCGCGUCCACGAGGGAGUGCCCUUGGGCGCGAAUGAGGCGGCCCGAGAAGCAGUGGAGCGCGACAUGCUGACUCAGGCUGGGCGCGAAAGGAAGCGCGUGGAUCGGCUCCGCGUCGAGCAGCUCACUCCCGCGGAAAUCGCGGAAGGAGCGAAGCAGAUUUAUCAAGCGCUCGACGGGAAGUACGUAGACAUCAACAAUAGGAAACAGAAAGUGAACGGCGACAUGACCAAAGUGCGGCACGUGCCAACGUUGGGGAAAGCCGCCCAUAAGCUGCUUACGCACAUAGAGCACACUUCGAGGCGACUGUCUGGUACACAGGAAGCGCGCCGAGUCAUGCGAUUUGAGACGAACGCGCUGCGAGUGCGGUACGGCGUCCCCAUUUUCGUAACCUUCUCGCCCGACGAAGGUCACAAUCUUCUCAUGGUGAGACUCUCGCGCACUCGACGGCAAGACCCUGUGCACAAGGCGGCUGAUGACGAAGCGCAGUCGCGGCUGGCGGGGGGUCGGGGCUGGCCGCGCGUAGCCCCCGACAUGGAGGGGCUGCAGAUGGACCUGCCAAUGGCCGCGGGGGAGGCAGAAGUGCCGCCAUGGAACGAGCGGAGACGAAUUCUUGCGAGAGAUCCCAUGGCCAGCGUGGACGGGUUCCGUAUCCUGGUGCGGCCGGAUCUGCCGCAGCAGAAGCUGGCAUGGCUCCAACGCCACGACAAGGAGAGCGGGGACUUGUACGGCUUCUUGCCCAUCGCUGAAGGCAUGCCCGUCGCUCUGACCGAUCAUAUCGAUCGAAGCGAGGACAAAAACCUGCUGCGCGGUCGCGUGGGCCGGGUGCAAUCCUGGGUAUGCGACGGGGACGCCGUAAAUGAUCGAGUCACGCGCGGCGGGGAGAGCAUAUUGAAGAAGACUCCGAAAGUGAUCUUCGUGUUGUUCGACGAAGGCGAAGACGGGAACGGCGGCAGGAAGCCAUGCCAGUGGACGAUCGAGGGAUUGAAGGCGCCCGGGUUGUACCCCGUGAUUCCGCAGAAGAAGGACAUGCUGAUCUUUCGCCCUUUCGAUAUUGCGCCGUAUCAGAAGAAGGACGAACGGAAGGGCCCGGACUUACUACUGCGCACGUUGCGCGGAGAAGAGUUGGACUGGGAGGCGAUAGAGCGGGAGUUCAUGCCGUCUGGCAGGUGCGCGGUCUGCGGGUGCACGAAGUACAAGAACAUGUACCCAACGGUCGGGCAGUGGAGCCGCGCAGAUGGGCUCCGCGUGUGCAGCGUGUGCCUGGAAGAUAAGAAGAGGGCCGGCACGCCGUGGCAAUGCAUGGAGUGUGGUCUUUGGAAGUGCCAGGAGGCGUUCCACGCGUCACAGCACCAUCCGUCGAAGUUGACCACGCGGCGCUGCGUGGAUUGCCCGGAGAGACGGAGUUGUCGCGUGUGCGAGGAUCGGAAGUACGAGCAAGCUUUCGCGGCGUUUCAGUGGGAUAAGGCAGGGAACGCCCGGUGCAAAGGAGGGAUGUGCCUGGAAUGCGAGGAGCUGAAGAAGCACCUGACGUGUUCGCGCUGCGGCCAGCAGAAGUUACCAGUUGAAUUUGCCAAAGCGGAACAGGUCAACGACGAACCCACAUGCAAAGCUUGUAAGAAGUCGCAGAGAGAGGUGGAGAAGGAUCGCGCCGAAGAGGCAACAGAGCGCGUGUGUUCCAACUGCGGAAUCCCCCAAAGGAGAACCGAGUUUUCAGAGUACAUGCUGAAGAACGCGCCGACAGCGUCGAUGCAAUGUAGGGAAUGCGUAAACGCUGCAGCAGCAGAGCGGGAUCAGGCGGCGAGGAAGGACAUUAAAACUUGCGUGGUGUGCGAGAAGGCGCAACGGCAAGAUUGUUUUUCGGAUUGGAUGUGGAACGGCGUUGCAGAUUUGCACCGCAAGUGCAAGCGCUGCGUCGCUGCGCCGAAGAAGGACAUGAAGACGUGCGCGGUGUGCGAGAAGGCGCAACGGCAAGAUUGUUUUUCGGAUUGGAUGUGGAACGGCGUUGCAGAUUUGCACCGCAAGUGCAAGCGCUGCGUCGCUGCGCCGAAGAAGGACAUGAAGACGUGCGCGGUGUGCGAGAAGGCGCACCGGCAAGAUUGGUUUUCUGAUUGGAUGUGGAACGGCGUGGCAGAUCUGCAUCGUAAGUGCAAGCAGUGCGUCGCUGCAGGGAGGAAGGAAGUGAGAACGUGUGUAGCGCGCGAGAAGGCGCAACAGAAAGAUUGUUUCUCUGAAAAGAUGUGGGACGGCAGGGCAGAACAACACCGCAAGUGCAAGCGAUGCAUCGACGACGCGAAGCUGCAGCGCGGGAAGUGGAAAUGUGUUGAAUGCAAAGGCGCUUUCGGCAGGGACGAAUACAGCAGCUGGUUGGCCGGGCGAACGACGCAGAAGGAGCCGAAGACGAAGGCAAAGGCGAAGGGGAAGGGCAAGGACGGCAAGGACGACAAGGACGCCAAGGAAGCCAAGGAAGCCAAGGAGGGCAAUGACAGCAAGGACAAGGGCAAAGAAAAAGGCAAGGACAAAGAGAAGGACAAGGAUAAAGGCAAAGACAAGGAGGCCGAGAAGGAGAAGGACAAGGGGAAGGCGAAGGGGAAGGAUAAGGAGGAGCGAGGCAAGGGCAAGGAGAAAGGCAAGGAAAAGGAGAAGGAGAAGGAGGAGCGAGGCAAGGGCAAGGGCAAGGACAAGGAGGAACGAGGCAAGGGCAAGGACAAGGACAAGGGCCACGACAGGGGCAAGAACAAGGAGGCCUACGAGUCCAGCCGCUACGACGACUCGAACGAUGGUUGGUGGUCUUGGGACAGGGGCGGCCGGUGGCGCUGGGUCAGCGGCAAGUACCACUGGGGCGGCAGCUGGAGCAGCUGGUCACACUCGUGGGACUGGGACAAAUCGUGGGAUGCGGCCGAGGAGCGACCGCCGCUGCGGGUGAAGAAGGAGAGGAGUGCGGCGGAGAAUACCGAGGUGGCCCAGGUGCCCGAGAAGCCCGAUAGGCGCGAGCGGGUGGAGAGGGGCCAGAAGCCGGAGCGCCCCGAGAAGGUGGAGCCAGUGAAGCCCGAGAAGCCCGAGAAAGGCUCGAGGGCGGAGAAGCCCGAGAAGGCCGCGAAGCCCGAGAAGCCCGAGACGGCCGCGAGGGUGGAGAAGCCCGAGAUGCCCGAGAGGCCCGAGAAGGCCGCGAAGCCCGAGAAGCCGGAGAAGCCCGAGCGGGCGCCGAAGCCCGAGAGGCGUUUCCCGUUCCUGUGCUGUCGAGCGUCUCAGUCGCCAUGGGGCUUCCCGACGCUGCAGCGCUCGCCCAGGCACGUCGCAGCCAACGCAGUUGCUGAACAAUUCGGAGAGCUGCGGUCCGAAUUGGAAUCUCUGGUUGGAUCUACCGUCGGCGCGACUGUGCAAUCUUCCAACAAAUCUAUUCUCGACACACUGGAGUCCCUGCGCGUCCAGAUCACGGCCCAGCCGAAAGAGGUCGACCAGCAGAUCAUGGCCACUGUUCGCCCCCACAUCGACUCCAUUCACCGCGGCUUGCAGUCCAAGAUCGACUCCCUUGGGUCCCAUGUCAACACGCUAUCGAUCGAUGUUGAGAAGCACACCGCAGACAUUGCCAACUUACGUAAGCAGAUGGAAGAGCUCCGCGGCGAACUCAUGGUCGCCAAGCGCACGGAGAAGGCACCUACAGCCCCGCCCUCCUUCGAUCGCGUGGAAGACCCCUCUAUUGUCGUCGCCAUGGCCACGAAGAUGGUGGGGAUCGAGUCCGUGCGUGCCUCUCUUUCCCCAUUCUUGGCUGAGUUGGGCUUGGACGCUUCAUCAUACACUAUCAAGUCCACCGGCCCGAUGCCAAGCAGAAGGUACCUCGUCUCAUUCAAUGGCAGUGUGGGGCUCGCGUCCAAGUAUGUCAACAAGGUCUUAUCCAAUCUCAGGCAGAACAAUGACUGGCGUAUCUUCGAGGCCGAUGUGUCAGGCUCUACUCCCGCUCGUCUCCAUCUCGGACCAGACAAAAAUCCCAAACAAAUUAAAACGGAAAUGGCGCUCAGGAAGCUUCGCACGGCCAUGGCUGGCAAAUUCGACGGACGAUGGGUUGUGGACAGAGAGCGUGGGGUCCUCCGCUGCGGGUGGACGCACAUCCUCAAGCUCUCCGCCCAGCCUGAUGACCAGCCCUUCGACAUCCUCUACAACGACGAGGGCCUUAGUGAAGUCGGCAUCGCCAAGCACGAGGUUCGUGAGCUGGUCCAGUCCACCAUUGCACUUCCACCGCCGCCGCAGUGGGCGCUCCUGCAGUACCAAGGGGCGCAGGCUAUCCCCAAGUUACGAUAUCUACAGCAGAUCCACCUGCAGUCCACGUUGCUGGCGAUGCAGGAAGUUCAUGCCGAUCGUGUCCAACUGGAGCAGUUCGUGCUCCAAGAGCAUUUCAAAGAGAUGCUCAAAGAGGCUGCGCGGGAGGUGCGCGACAUGCUCUUCACGCUGAAGGCGGAGAGUGAUGAGACGGCGAUCAUCGUGGCCCGCAGUGUGGACGGCAUCCCCUAUGCCGCCUGGAAUGCUUCUGACUGCUGCGUCGACGUCUUGUGCAACACCCUCGACUGGGUGCUCGGCGGGGGGACCCUCUUCGAUGCCGCGAGUGUCACGUUGCAGGCCUUCUUGCCCAAAGGUUCUGAGGAGGAGGACGAGGCCUCUGGAGGCUGUACACGGUCAGCUGACAAAAUUCGAGUGCUCGGGCUGCGAAACACCGACCUGAAAAUCAUGACCUCUGUCGUCAACCGCUCGCUCCGUAAAGUGGUGGAGGAGGUGGUUCCCUGCUCGCAAAGGGGGUUUGUGGUCGGCCGUAAUUUCGUAGACAAUGUGAUCGAACUCGACGGCAUAGGAAGGCUUGCCGCUGCUCACCCCUGCUCCGACCUGUGCGACCCCCUUCUGAUUUCGUUUGAUUAUGGCCAGGCGUUCCCCAGUCUCUCCCAAGAGUAUCUGCUGAUGUUGAUGAAUAAGCUCGGGCUUCCUGGGCCCCUCAGGUGGUUCCUCUCGUGGCUGUACCUAGCGAUCCAAGGAGUUGUGGCCCAUGCUGGCCAGCUUAUCCCUAUAUACUGGCUACGGUCUGGGAUUAUUCAAGGAUGUGGGCUCUCAGGGAGCCUCUACGCCCUCGGCACGGCCCCCUUUCUCUGUGCGCUGGAGGAUACUCUGGAGACUCCUGGAUAUGGUAUUGCUCGAGCGUGUGCUGAUGAUAUAGGAGCGGUGGUGUACGAAGCAAGGCAUCUCAAUGUGCUGUAUGAUGUGAUGGUGGUCACGGAGUGUCUCACAGGGCUGAAGCUUAAGCCCCUGAAGUGCAAAAUCGUCCCGCUCAAGGGGGAGUUCACCGAGUCCCUCCAGCUCCACACCAUGUCUCUCGUGGAGCGCCUCGUCCCUGCCUGGCGCGCCUUCGAAGUGGCCUCCCACGUCCUCUACUUGGGCCUCCUGCUGGGCCCCGCCGUCACAGUUGACAUGCAGUGGCUCGCACCGCUGCAGAAGCUCAAAUUACGGGCCCGCAGAGAGGCGGCUUACCCUGCCGAGAUCACUGACAGGUGCGUGCGAGCUAUCGCCCAGGAGCUCCAGGUCACCGACAGGAUGAAGGGCUGCAUCCCGAUCAACCGGGAGAUCCCAAUGACGGUGAUGGAGUGGCCGCUGGUAGUGGAGUGCAGAUAA
This is a messenger RNA of Prorocentrum cordatum, 5829 nucleotides long. The record is from the annotation of a GenBank genome assembly. NCBI's taxonomy places the organism in Eukaryota, Dinophyceae, Prorocentrales, Prorocentraceae.